This is a messenger RNA of Gigantopelta aegis, 4739 nucleotides long. Its product is annotated as krev interaction trapped protein 1-like. The transcript is spliced from 17 exons. Gene Ontology annotation, biological process: negative regulation of angiogenesis; regulation of establishment of cell polarity; cell redox homeostasis. Bases 158 to 2401 code for a protein of 747 amino acids. Gene Ontology annotation, molecular function: protein binding. The record is from RefSeq and is a predicted model, not a curated record. NCBI's taxonomy places the organism in Eukaryota, Metazoa, Mollusca, Gastropoda, Neomphalida, Peltospiridae. Gene Ontology annotation, cellular component: cytoskeleton; plasma membrane.
AAAAUAUUUCCGGUUUUGCAAGUUUUAUUCCAAGUUUCAUGGAUUCUGUUUUUAUAAAAUAUUUCACGUAUCAGUUUAUUUUUCGAAGAAAUUAACCUUGCAUAAGUAGUACAUGACAGGAACAGAAUGAGAAGUUGACGCCCUGCACAUAUAACAGAUGGAGGGAGUCCUUGCUGUGCUCCGGCCCAAACCUGGGGUCACUGGGUUAGAGUACCGGGCACGCUGUUACGACAUUUUGCUCCUCGACAGCAAGACGCCCCCUGGUGAUAAAGUCCGGCCGGCUAAAUAUCUUCCGAUGUUUUUUCUCAAAGUUGUCGACGAGGAACCGAGAGAAAUCGUUUUGAGUCAGCUGUACAAGAUAACUGGGGGUGACCAUGGACCGGGUAUCAAAGGUGAACGUGCCGUUUCGAUCAACUGGAGUCACUUGACUGAUUAUGAUUAUCGGAGAGGGUCUCUGUCUCGCUUUUCUUUGUUCUGUGUUCCAGUCAAUCCCCUAGAUAAGCUGAAUCGUCGGUUUGUUGAACAGGCACAGACGAGUCCUGGCUUCUACUCUCUGGACUAUGUGAUAGAGGUGUUGAACAAUGGAUCGGUCAACUUUCCAACUCCAACAAAAUCACUGCUGCUCCUGCUGGAGAGUUGGCUUCGAGCGAAACACUUCCAGCAAAGUGCGGUGGAGAGUUUGUUCUGUUCACGAGCCGAGUACCGAAUCCACCUGACGGUACACAACCCUGCGUUCAUCCCGAGUCGAAUAGCCAUGGAGGAGGAGGUGGCGAACCUACCGCCCGAAAUACAGCUCACGGCAAACGAAGCACUCGCCAAAAUGAUGUCCAUCGAGAAGUGCGAUAUUGUCGUCAUGAAUUCACUGUUUGGUACUGGGUUACCAUACAAAACUAAGACAAAUAAACAUGUGGAGAAUCCUCAUUGGCCGAUGGUUCCUGACUAUAACAAGAUAACCAUUCCCGAUCCGUUGAACACGGCAGUCCAGCCAGGCUGGAGGGAGAAGUACCCGCUACAUUCCAGUGCGGCAGAAGGCGACAUUACCCGAAUAAACGAGCUCAUUGGCAAGGGACUUCAACAUGACAAGAAAGACUCCAUCUCGUGGGCACCCAUCCAUUAUGCUGCUUGGUAUGAACAGUCUGUGGCUGUGUCGGCCCUGCUCAAUGCUGGUUGUUCUCCCAAUCUGGCCGACAGGGAGGCCAUGACUCCCCUGCACAUGGCAGCCAAGAAAGGAAACCUGCAGGUGGCCAAGGUUCUACUCAGGAACCGAGGCAUCGACGUGAACGCCCGCGACAAAGAGGGACAGACGGCUCUGGAUAUCUGCGGCACGUUUUCCGGCCGGACGUGGAAACACGAGGAGGUUGCAACUCUCAUCCGACACUCAUACGACUCUCCCUAUUUUGAAAUCUUGGAGGUGUUUCUGAUGGACGGUGAAUCUCACAAACUGACGUGUGACGAGGAAACUGAAGUACAUCAGCUCAACAAACAGAUGAUGGAUGAGCUGGGAAUGCCUUAUGAACCGUAUUCCGAUAUAUUCACCAUUUGGAUCUGCUCAAAAAGUCUAGAGCUCCAGCUGAAGCCGGAACACAAGCCGACGACUCACAUGAACAACUGGCAGGCCCGCACCAUACGCAUGCUGACCGACGCCAAUCCCGUGACCGAGACGCCCAUGCUCAAGUGGAGACGGAAUGCCAAGAUGAGCAUACAGACGGAGAAACAGCUGCUGCACCCACGCGCCAUCGACCUGCUGUUCCACGAGGCCCACCACAACUACAUCAGCGCCCUCUACCCAUGUUCUGACCAGGAUGCCAUCAACUUCGCCGCCAUGCUGCUGCGGCUGAAACACGGAAACCUGGAGAGCAGCCAGGCCAAAGCAUUUCUGUCAAAGGAGAAGAAUCUUCAUGAUCUUUUACCAUCCCCUCUGUUGUCAUCUAAAGGUCACGGUCACUGGUCAAGUAAAAUUGUCAAGGAGUUCAACAACAAAUAUCAUGGCAAAGAUCUGACCCCUGCUACCCUGAAAAGACAGUUUUUAUCUCAGUGUCAGAAUCUGACUGUUUAUGGGUCAGCGUUCUUCACCGGCAGCCUCAUCAAAGAUUCCAGUAGGGGAUCCCGACCGGUCCGUUGCCACAUAGGAGUGAACGAUGUUGGCAUUCAUAUCAUUGAUGAAGAAACGAAGAAACGCCUCUCAACGUACCGGUAUUCCGAGAUCGAGUGGAAGCACGUGCAGGAGUAUUCGAUGUUGGAGGUUCGUGUACAUGUGUCCUGGCCGGACAAGAAACUGGGCCACAACUCACCAGCCAUUGUCAUGAAGCUGAGGUCAAAACAGGCGGGACUUAUCAACUACUUGAUGAGGAAACUAGCAGAGAUGCAUGAACUCAUGAGCUUGUACACAAGGGACAUCUGAGUGAUGGGGAUAAACUCCACCCACCUGGCAGUGAAACUUAACCCACGUGUCAGUGAAACAAACUCCACCCACGUGUCAGUAAAACUCCACCCAUAUGUCGGUUAAACUCCACCCAUGUCAGUGAAACUCCACCCAUAUGUGUCAGUAAAACUCCACUGGCAUCAGAAAACAAAACAAAUUAAAAAAGAAAAACAAACUGUUCGUGUGUCAAUCAGACGAAAUCUCCACCUCACUGUGAACAAAGACUCCACCCAUGUGCCAGUUAGGAAAUAUUUUUUUAUCCAUCAACAAAAAAUACGCUCAUGUGUCAGUCAGACAAAAUUCCCUCCCACUUACCUGUGAACAAUAAUUCUAUCCUUGUGUCAAUCAGAAGAAAAGUCCACCUCCCUGUGAGCACAAACUCCACCCAUGUGUCAACCAAGACAAAAUUCCUCCCUCCCACUUUCCAGUUGACAAUAAACUCCACCUGUAUGUUAAUCAGAAAACUAAAUCUACUCAUGUCUCAAUCAGACAAAGUCUCCACCUCCCUGUGAAGAAAAACUAUGUUAGUUACAAAAAAAAUCCACCCACUUGUUAAGAAAACCGCCAUCCUUGAGUUAAUAAAAAACAAAAAAACACCAAAACAAAAACCCCUCUACUUUGUGUAAGUCCGAUAAACUUCCCAUUUACUUGUGAACAAAAUCUCCAAACUCCACCCAUGUGUCAAUCAAAAUUCCAUCCCAUCUGCUUGUGUCACUCGGAAAACAAACCAACAAAACCCCCCAAAACAAAAUAACUAUUAAAUAACCGACAAAAAAUAAAUGUCCCCCCCCAACCUCCCAACUCCACCCCCCCCCCCCCCCCCCAACAACAUAAAAAUAAAAAUCCACCUACCUUUUUACAAAAACUUCACUCAUGUGUCAAUUAGAAUCAAAAAACAUGUCACCUGUCUGUCAGUCAGAAAACUCCACCUCCCUACCUCACUACCUGUCAAUUAAACCACAACCUCCCUGUCAUUGGGGGAAAAACCACAACUUACCUGUCGAUCAGAAACAGACUCGUUAUCCAUGUCAGUUGGGAAAAAGACACAACCUAACUUUUGGGAUCUCUCUCAGACUCCCCCAACCCCCUAAAACAAAACACCCAAAAAACUUUCACCAGGUGUUGAUAGAAAAAAACACAAAAAACAACCUACCUAUAUGAUGGAUGUGUGGGUUUUUUUGUUUUGUUUUUAGCUUUUUACAUCAUUUUUUAUUAUUAUUUAUAUUUUUUCAUAUGCGUUCAGUGUGUAAUUUUAAAUGUGGAAUACAACAUUACACAGGUGCAGUGUUUAAUAUGUGAUGUUAUAUUCAGUGUGUAAUGUUAAAUGUGGAAUACAACAUUACACAGGUGCAGUGUUUAAUAUGUGAAGUUAUAUUUAGUGUGUAAAGUCAUACAUGUAUGUACCGGUAUGUAUGUGUAGUGUAAUUUGUUAAAAGUGUAACUUCAAAUUACAAAAUAGUGUGUAAAUGCACAUUAAAUGUCUGAUGUAAUUUGUUUAAAAGUGUAACUUUUAAUUGUAUAAUAUUAUGUAAGAUCACAUUAAAUGUUGAAUGUGAAUUGUAAAAGUAACUUCUAAUUACAAAAUAGUAUAUAAAUGCACAUUAAAUGUCUGAUGUAAUUUGUUUAAAAGUGUAACUUUUAAUUGCAUAAUAUUAUGUAAAAUCACAUUAAAUGUUGAAUGUGAUUUUGUAAAAGUAACUUUAAAUUACAAAAUAUUAUGUAAAUGCACAUUAAAUUGCCUGAUGUGAUUUGUUAACUAUGUAACUUCUCAUUACAUAACGUCAGGUAUAAUAACAUUAAAUUUCCUGAUGUGAUUUGUCAACUAUGUAACUUCUCAUUACAUAAUGUCAUGUAUAAUAACAUUAAAUGUCCAAUGUGAUUUUGGUAAAAGUAACUUCUGAUUACAUAAUAUUUUGUCAGUUAACAUGUUGAACAUUGACAUAUAUGGCCAACUUUACAAAGUGUUUUUGUCUUACACAUAUAUAAUAAAAUACAUUUACAACGCUUAAACACCUGCGUUUAUGAAAAACAGGCUUUGUAAAUUUGGUGCAAAAUGUAAUUUGUUAACUUCUAAUUACAGUGGAUUACAUUAAUGUAAUUUGUAACUUCUAAUUACAAUAGAUUACAUUAAUGUAAUUUGUUAACUUCUAAUUACAAUAAAUUACAUUAUUGUAAUUUGUUAUAAGUAUGACUUUAGAUUAGACAAUUUGUUUGUAACUUCUAAUUACCAUACAUAAUAUUGUUUAAAUUCACAUCUUAUUGGCGUCGUGGUUAGUCCAUCGGUCUACAGGCUGGUAGGUAUUGGGUUCGGAUCCCA